Zasmidium cellare ATCC 36951 is the source of this 2178-nucleotide messenger RNA. RefSeq lists its product as uncharacterized. The coding region runs from base 1 to 2178 and encodes 725 amino acids. The record is from RefSeq and is a predicted model, not a curated record. NCBI's taxonomy places the organism in Eukaryota, Fungi, Ascomycota, Dothideomycetes, Mycosphaerellales, Mycosphaerellaceae. Gene Ontology annotation, molecular function: protein binding. The transcript has a single exon.
AUGCUCGCUCUCUGGACCCGGGCUGCGCAAAUACGAGGCUCCUGUCGAUGCCCUCAAUGCCUCUCGGCCGCCCAGGGAGUUGCCAGGAGCACGGCCACCUCCGCGGCGAGACGACCUCAAUUCUGGACCUCCUCGACGAUCUGGUACUCGGGCAUAUUUGCAGCAGCAGCAAGUUGGGAUGCAUUGUAUAAGGUCCAGAGGCGGGAGAAGUGGGAUCAGGCGAUUGCGGACAUCAAGCAAGAGCUGGGCGAGUAUGAUGGCUUGGAGGAUGUGUUGAGUCGGCAGGCAAUUGAGGAGGUCAAAGAGCGGAAGGGAAAAGCGAAAUAUGGCUAUACUUUGCAUAAGUUGGACGUCGAUGCUGAGCAGGGCAGUGCGCAUGAAAAGGAGAAGGAUGGGAUCAUGGGCAGCACUGGAGACCAGGCACAGUCGCAAGAGCUCGCAGCUGGCGCUGGUAACACAUACGAAGGCCCGGAAGACGAUGACCAUGCCUCGAUGCCUGCACAACAGCUGGAAGAAACGCCGGCUUUCGUACAGGACGAAGGAUUGCAAGACCUGAACCACGUUCGGGCAAGCAACGUGAGCAUCUUUGAAGGUGACGAGGCAUUGCAGGCACUCGCGGCCAACCUUGACAGCAGUAGCAAGAGGAAAACGAGACCGAAAUGGCCUGAAAAUACAGGCUCAGAUCCAGAUCCGACGUGGCUGCCUCCGCAAUCGAUCUACGCGCCGAACUACUUCAAGAGAAAGUUUGAAGUUCGAGGUUGGGGCCCGUACAAAGUCGAACGCUGCAUGAUAUCCACCGAUAUCUUCAUGCUACAAACCUGGAACGAGCUGCGAAAGAGAGGCCUGAGCCAGGAGGCUGCGAGCGCCGUACCAAGUGCAUACACCAAGUACCUGACCAUGUCUGAGCGAGAAUUGCACAGGAACAUCACACAGAAAAUGCUAGAUCUCGACCGUCUUGAGCGUAUGGGAUCAGAACGUUAUCUUCAAGGCUGGUUCAGGCGUGACGAAGGCGAUAUCUCGCUGUGCAGAUACAUUGUGGACGCCGAUGGUGAAUUCCACGAUACAACGCGGAGUUUGAACCAAACAUUACGAGACCUUGUACAACAGACAGAGGCCGGAUCAUACACUGUGCCAGCUCUCAUGGCCAAGAUCUGCUACCAGCUAUCGUUGUCCACCGCGCCUCCAAACAUCGACACGUACAACAGCCUAUUAGUUGGACUUUUCGACUUGCGGCAGGUGAAGCACACAGAACACGUCAUUCACGCGAUGUUACGAACAAUGGCUCGACCAAAUGAAGUCACUCUCGCCACUGUGCUCAACUUCCACAGUGCCACUGGCGAUGCGGGCAAUUUCAGGUGGUGGAUCCAGCGAAUGCGCGGUGAUUUUGGCGGACUUAUGAACGCUUCACCACACACAACCAUCUAUCAGGAGAACAGUAGUCGUCUUAUUCAUUGCGAAAAUGGAAAGAACCAUGGCAUGGGCACGAUCAUUCAGUUGCCAUACCCUACGCCGAUGGUGUUCGGUGCUCUGGUGAACGGUGUCUUGAACUUCAGCGGAUUCGAAGCUGCACUUCAAAUCUGCAAGAACAUGGCACAAGAAGGCUGGAGCCUGUGUAUCAGUGGUUUGGGAACGAUUCUGCGAGAUUGCACCCAACGUCGGGACUGGAACUCUGGCCUCACAAUCUGGAAGCAGAUUCAGACUCUGAAGUGGAAGAGCACGCGCUACUCUGGUAGCAAGUGGAAUUCCGAGACGAUUGGAAUUCAGACCUUCGUUGCCAUGCUUCAACUAUGUGCCCGAUGCGGUCGGCGGGAUGCGUUUGAAAAUGUAAUGGACCAGGCCAUCAAAGCACAUCCCGAAGCCUUGACCGAGAUACUCAAUUAUGUGCGAACCGACCAGCCAGUCGCACCCCCUUUGCGCAUGGAAGAUUUCGGGGACGAUGUCGGCGAAUUCACGAGCCUCGACACAAUCUUUCCCUCACGUAAAGCUCCACUGGACUAUGCAAUGUUGGCGGUGCAACUGAUGUCAGAAGACUUCCCACCCUGUGUCGCAGAUGAAGGUGAAGACGCUGUGCAGACGUCAAUGUUAGCGUUCCCGGGAUUCUGGAAAGCAUUGGACGAGUGCUGGCGGAAUGGCCAAAAUCCUGCGAUACCUGUCGAUCAUGGCGAGACAGGAACAUGA